Molecule: messenger RNA, 3921 nt
Organism: Odocoileus virginianus texanus
Lineage: Eukaryota; Metazoa; Chordata; Mammalia; Artiodactyla; Cervidae
Gene: RAPGEFL1
Product: Rap guanine nucleotide exchange factor like 1
Biological process (GO): positive regulation of GTPase activity; Ras protein signal transduction
Cellular component (GO): plasma membrane
Molecular function (GO): guanyl-nucleotide exchange factor activity
Source: RefSeq, a predicted model, not a curated record
AUGAAGCCGCUGGAGAAAUUUCUGAAGAAGCAGACGUCGCAGCUGGCGGGGCGAACGGUGGCGGGAGGUCCCGGCGGGGGUCCGGGGAGCUGCGGCGGGCCUGGAGUGGGUGGGGGACCUGGCGGGGGCGGCGGUCCAGCCGGGGGACCGCGGCCGCUGCAGCGGCGUCAGAGCGUGUCUCGCCUGCUGCUCCCAGCUUUCCUCCGGGAGCCCCCCGCCGAGCCGGGGCUGGAGCCGCCCCCAGAAGAGGACGGGGGAGAGCCGGCGGGGGUCGCGGAAGAGCUCGGCAGCGGGGGGCCCUGUUGGCUGCAGCUGGAGGAGGUGCCGGGGCCCGGGCCGCUCGGGGGAGGGGGACCCCUGCGCUCCCCUUCCUCAUACUCCUCAGACGAGCUGUCCCCCGGCGAGCCUCUGACUCCUCCACCCUGGGCCCCUCUGGGCGCCCCCGAGCGGCCGGAGCAUCUUCUGAACUGGGUUCUGGAGCGGCUGGCCGGAGGGGCCACCAGGGACAGCGCCGCUUCAGAUACCCUGCUGGAUGACAUCGUCCUCACUCAUUCGCUCUUCCUUCCCACGGAGAAAUUUCUUCAGGAGCUGCACCAGUACUUUGUUUGGGCAGGAGGCAUGGAAGGCCCCGAGGGGGUGGGCCGGAAGCAGGCCUGUCUAGCCAUGCUCCUUCAUUUCUUGGACACCUACCAGGGGCUGCUGCAGGAGGAAGAGGGGGCUGGCCGCAUCAUCAAGGAGCUGUACCUGCUGAUUAUGAAGGAUGAGUCCCUUUACCAGGACCUCCGAGAGGACACACUGCGGCUGCACCAGCUUGUGGAAACAGUGGAGCUAAAGAUCCCAGAGGAGAGCCAGCCGCCCAGCAAGCAGGUGAAGCCACUCUUUCGCCACUUCCGUCGGAUAGACUCCUGUCUGCAGACCCGCGUGGCUUUCCGGGGUUCCGAUGAGAUCUUCUGCCGGGUCUACAUGCCUGAUCACUCUUACGUGACCAUACGCAGCCGCCUCUCAGCAUCUGUGCAGGACAUUCUGGGCUCUGUGACCGAGAAGUUGCAGUACUCAGAGGAGCCUGCGGGGCGUGAGGAUUCCCUCAUCCUGGUUGCUGUGGCCUCCUCAGGAGCUCAUUCUCCUGCAGAGAAGGUCCUUCUCCAGCCAACUGAAGACUGUGUCUUCACCACACUGGGCAUCAACAGCCACCUGUUUGCUUGCACCCGAGACAGCUUUGAGGCCCUGGUGCCCCUUCCUGAGGAGAUCCAGGUCUCCCCUGGAGACACGGAGAUCCAUCGUGGGGAGCCUGAGGACGUGGCCAACCACCUUACCGCCUUCCACUGGGAACUGUUCCGCUGUGUGCACGAGUUGGAGUUCGUGGACUACGUGUUCCACGGGGAGCGCGGCCGCCGGGAGACGGCCAACCUCGAGCUGCUGCUGCAGCGCUGCAGCGAGGUCACCCACUGGGUGGCCACCGAGGUGCUGCUCUGCGAGGCCCCGGGCAAGCGCGCGCAGCUGCUCAAGAAGUUCAUCAAGAUCGCGGCCAUCUGCAAGCAGAACCAGGAUCUGCUGUCCUUCUACGCCGUUGUCAUGGGGCUGGACAACGCCGCCGUCAGCCGCCUGAGGCUCACCUGGGAGAAGCUGCCAGGGAAAUUCAAGAACUUGUUCCGCAAAUUUGAGAACCUGACAGACCCCUGCAGGAACCACAAAAGCUACCGGGAAGUGAUCUCCAAGAUGAAACCUCCUGUGAUUCCUUUUGUGCCUCUGAUCCUCAAAGACCUGACUUUCCUGCAUGAGGGAAGUAAGACCCUGGUAGAUGGCUUGGUGAACAUUGAGAAGCUGCAUUCAGUGGCCGAGAAAGUGAGAACAGUCCGCAAAUACCGGAGCCGGCCCCUUUGCCUUGAUAUGGAGGCCUCCCCACAUCACCUGCAGACCAAGGCCUACGUGCGCCAGUUCCAGGUCAUUGACAACCAGAACCUCCUCUUCGAGCUCUCCUACAAGCUGGAGGCCAACAGUCAGUGAGAACUGAGGUUCUGGUCGGCCCCUCACCAGGGUCCUUGGGCACCUGGCACUCAAGCACUUUGCACGAUUCCCUGCCCACAUCUGACAGCUUUCUUCUGGAGCCGCUUCCUGCCCCACGGGAAGGAGUUGGGUGACUGAGCCCUGGACUCAUAAGCCUGUUCUUCCUGCUGAAGUCCUUUCCCCCAUGCUCCUUCAAGCCCAAGCCACCCUCUGCUGGUUCCUGCCCUCCCAGGGGAAGCAGUGGGCAGAGAGCUCCUUCCCUGGCCCCUCCCAUCCAGGUCUGUUCCGGAGAUGGAGUUUCCCAUCUCCUCUACCCAAGCAGGCAGGAAGGCUUUGCCCACCGCUCGCCCCAUCUCGUCUCACAGAGCAGAGCUGUGGGAGGGAUUGGCAGCCUUCCUCUCCACCACCUGCCUGGUUUCUGCCUGACUUCUUCCUGGUGAGGGCUGGGACCCCUAGAUGCACCCCCAGAUAUUAUAUCGCCCUUGUGUCUGUCUGCGUGCAUGCGUGCGUGCGUGCCUGUGUAUGUUUGCGUGCGUGCGUGUGGCCCUUUUGAAGGAGCGGCACUGCAUCUGGCAUUUGAGGGAAGGUGCUGUGUUACUGGGGAGGGGGUCCUUCUGUUUGGUGCUACCCUUGUCUGCUCUGCUCCUGGGAUGGUGCAGGGUGCUUUCCCCACCCCCACCACUCCCUGCCCAGCUCCUCCCCUGCCCUGCACACACAGGCUUGUGGGUGAAGCUGCUCUGGAGGGCAGGGAGCAGCAGCAGACAGGAGGGUUACUAUCAGCCCUUACAGGUCCCCGACUCAGGCCUCCUAAAGUUCCCUGGGUGGGCUCUGAUGAGAGGGUAAAAGAUGCUCAGGGAAACACAGGUCUAAGCUGCCUACAGGACCCUCCCUCCACAUUGCAGUGGGGUGAGACGUGACGGCAGGAGUCAGGGUUGAUUUCUGCCCAUCCUCCUGGUUUUCGGGUGUCUCAUUGCUAAGAAGGGAGUAUCGUCUCCCUUUGGCUCUUCUGCAGGGAUGCCAGCACAUGGUCUCACCUUCCUCCCUGUCUUGGCUCCCCUCUUGGUCCUUCCCAUCAGAGCUGGGUGGGGUGGACUCCUGUACUUGGGGCAGGCAGCCGCUCCUGCUCCUGACAUGGGGCAGGGAAUGGCAGAGACUGGAAAAGCGAAACUGGGCCUUGGCGAUGGCUCUGUUACCUCUCAGUCUCCCCUCCCUCUCCCAUCAGGGGCCUCCAGGGCUGAGGGUGCAAGACUCCCGGCAGCUACGGGGUGAGGUUUCCUGGCUCAGCCUCACCCUCCUUUCUGGCACCACCUCUUUCCCUUCCGAAGAGGCAGCAGCAGCCCCAGCCAAAGCAGCUGCUGCUCCUGCUCUGAGAGUGUAUAUAUUUUUUACCAAAAGUUUGGAAAUUGUAAAUUUAUUUUUUAAAACUCAAGGAGGGAAAGAGCCUUGUAUCAUAUGUAAACAGUGUAUCAUAUAUGAUGUUGUACAGUCCCUUUUAUACUGCGGUCUGUCUUGUUCCUGCUGCAAAAAUAUGUCUAUAGACUCCCCACCCCCACCACGUCCGCCGGCGCUGUGUCCCACCCCCUCCAUCCCUAGAGACAGUGACCUCUGUCUGUCCACUCUUCCCUGCUACUGCUGAUGUGCCCUUCUCUCCCUGCAGACAUCCUUCCUCCCAACACCUCUCAGCACCCUUGUCACUCCAGUGCUCACAGUCCUCCCCAAACCCAGGGGCCCCCCUGGUCCAGUCUCGGCUGCUGCCCACCUCUGGCCUUGACCCCUGCCCUGCUGCCUCCUACGGGCCUCCCAGACCCCUUCCCAAGCCCCGCAGCUCUACCAGAGUGAAUCGUGCGUGCUCCACAGGCUCGAUUGUCAUUGCAGAAACCUGCUGGAGUCAAAGCCGAUAAAAGUCUAUGAAUCGAC